This is a messenger RNA of Chlamydomonas reinhardtii, 4858 nucleotides long. RefSeq lists its product as uncharacterized. Bases 472 to 3474 code for a protein of 1000 amino acids. The transcript has 3 exons. The record is from RefSeq and is a predicted model, not a curated record. NCBI's taxonomy places the organism in Eukaryota, Viridiplantae, Chlorophyta, Chlorophyceae, Chlamydomonadales, Chlamydomonadaceae.
CCUGUCAGCGGAAGCGCAGCACAAUUUGCAGGCGCAGACGGGAUAUACACAAAGUCUCUUGAGCGCCGGGGACAAAACUCGCACAGGCGAUAGUAACCGAGGGUUACGACGCGAAGCAUACCCUCGGCUCGCAAGGUCGGUCCCAUGGCCCCGGACAUGUUAGCAAUACCCCUAGUGUGGCACUUCGCGUUACGUGUACGCCACUCUAACAUUCAACAGGACCUACCUACACCGCGACUUCACAUCGUAUGAGAUAAGGCAAACCAUUUCAGACUCGGCGCAACUGCAGCAGAAGCCCAGCGCCCUUGUGUGUAUAUCAUAACACGCCCAUGCACGUACUAGCGCUGCCACUUUGACGAUUUUCCCUGCGACUGACUGGUUUCAACUGCUGGGGUCUCGGCGCCACGACGCGAGCCUUGCCCAACGCUUGAAUUGCUAGACGGCCUGCAGGUCGCCCUGGAUCCGUAAAGGAUGAUGGACAUGGAUACUUACCCAACUGAGAAUAUGUACGCGCCGCUCGGCGACGUCCCAGCUUUCGGGAUGUCGGGCGCGCACGCUUCGACCGUGCGGGUGCCAUUCCGGCGCCAACACGCGUCGGCGCUGCGCCUUAAGCUGAGCGUAACAAGAAGGCUGGCAUAUGAGAGCCACCGCGUAACACACAUGGACACCGCAACGUGUAACCGGUAUGCGGACGACAUCUCCGACAGCUCCGAGCCCGGCUGCGAAACUGCGAACGUUUCAGCCGGGGCAGCUGUACCCCACGCAGGCGGGUGCUGGCGCACGGACACGGCUGCGACUGCGACUGCGACUGCGACUGCGACUGCGACUGCUCAUAUGAAGCGCAGCACCAGCCGGCCAGCGCUGGCCCAUAGCGGCCUCGCGGCGGCUGGCGCGGGUACGGCGCCGCGCGACAGCGAUGGCGGAGGUGACGGCGGAGAGCAGCGUUCCCGCGAUGAAGGCAGAAGCCCCGCCACCCGCACUGCAGCAGCGGCCUCACCACCCGCGUUGCAAGCCGCCCUCCCUGUGGCUCCCCAGGCGCUAUUGGAAACAGCCGCAGACGCGCUAAUUCGUCUGUCGUCGUCUGUCGCUGCCGGCGCGACAAGCGACGGCAAAGGCGGCGCCGCCAACAGCAGCGGCAACAGCCAGCAGCAGCAGCAGCAGCAGCAGCAGCAGCGCCCACACAUGGUCGCGCUCUCAUUCUGCACCUGGGGCCGCCUGGAGCUGCAGGAAGGGGCACGUGGCGGUGCUGCCACUGCUGCGGCUGGGUCGCCUGACGUACGUGCGGUCCCCCUGGGAGUGGACGCCGCCCAAGUGCAGCAGCAACAGCAGCCGCAACUGCAGCGCCGCGUUAGCCGCGUCAACAGCAGCAGUGCAUCACUGCUUGGCAAGCGCCGUUGUUCCAUGGCGGAUAACAACAACAACAACGACAACAGCUGUAGCGAUGGGGAUGGAGAUGAAGGCGCCGCAUUGGGCGCACGUGCGGGUGGCGACGCCAGCGAUGCCCCGCUGACAGCCGCCACGACCCCGCCCGCCGCCCCGCCCCACUCGGCGCCGGCGGCGGUGCGGGCUGCCGUGGCGGCGGUCGCGGCUGCCAGGGCCCAUGGCGCAGCCAGCCGUGGCUACGUCAGCACCCCAUCACGCCGGCUGCCCCUUGCCGUCGCCACCGGCGCCGCCGCGACCAGCAGCCCGCGUGGCCACGACAGGGAUGCCGUGGCGGAGGACGUCGGGGAGGCGGACGCCGCUGCAGCCGCCGUGGGCAUGAGCGCAUACGGUGACUGCAGCGGCGGCGAUGAUUGCGGCGGCCCCGUGCGCUUUGCACGGCUGAACCGAAUGGUGUCCGCCGCUGGUGACCGCCAGGCAGCGGCGGCGGCGGCGGCGGCAGCCACGUCUAAGCUGCCGCUGCGUGCCCAGGACUUGUGCAGCGGCGCUGUUUGCGACGGCGUUGGCAACGCAGCCGGUGAUGACGAUGCAGAGGCGCAGAAGCAGCAUGCGCACAUGAUGUUGGUGGAGGAGAUGCUCGAGCGGGCGUCCAGCCUAUGCAGCGGCCGGCAUCACCACGGCGGCGGGCUCCAGUGGCGUAACGGCGGCCACGACCUCAGGUACCAGCAGCACCAGCACCAGCACCAGCAAGGUGGUGCGCUGCUGCAUGUGGGCGGCGGCGGCCCGCGCCACCUGAGCCAUCUGGGCCAGCCGGCUACUGCGGCGGCUGCAAGCGCUGCUGCGCUUGGCCACCGCGUGCACGCGAGCGGCGGGGCCCGUGCCACCGGCAGCCCUUCCGCGGCGGCGGCGGCGGCCGCGGCUGCAGUAGAAGCCACAGGUGGAGGGGUCAUGGUGGCGGCGAGCGCCAAGGGGCUGCAGGUGAUGAUGGGCAGCGGCGCUGCGGCCGCGGCCGUGGCCACUGCUGGAGCGGCGGCGGGCUGUGUGCUGGACCUGGGGGCGGUGAGCGUGUCCGCCGCUAACAAGUUCGAAGGGCGGCUCGCUGACCUGAUGCUCCGUGGCUGCGGCAGCAAUACUGAGAUUACCGCGGCGCGGCUGUCCCCGCAGAGCCGCCACCCGCAUCAGCACCCGCACGUGGAGCGCGUGGCCGGUGUGGCAUAUGAGGAGGGUGCGGCUGGUACCGCUGGGGCGUACACAAGACGCCUGUCUCUGCAGCCGUCGGCUGUUGCGACCAGUCCUGCUGCUGCCAACCAGGCCUCGGCGGCCCCGACGCCACCGGCCGUGCAGCUGGCGCCACUAGCAGACAACGGCCGCAGCACGGGAGAGUUGCUGGCGCAAGGGCGCGAGGUGGCCAGCCGGCUGAUGCGGGUGCAGCGCGCCAAGGAGAGCCUUCGGCGCAUGGAGGGCUCGCUGGUUGCGGAGGCCCGCAACCUGCGCCUGCUGCUGCACCAGCGCCGCCGCCAGCAGCUGGAGUUGCAGCUGCAGCGGCAGCAGCAGGCCGCCGCGGACGCCGCCGUCAGCUCUGCUGAUGCCACCUCGGCGGGAUGCGCGGCUAUCCAGCUGGUAAUCCUAGGCGCAGCCCAGGAGAAGGCCAAUGCAGUGCAGUCCAUGCCCAGCAGGGUUGUCACCGUGCCAGCUGCCAGCAGUGCGCAUGCCCGCGGCACUGCUGCUGUCAGCGUCGGCACCCCGCCUUCCUCCCCUCUGUCACGUGCGGCCGUCGCCGCCGCCACUGCGUCAGUGGCCGCGGCCGCGGUUGCAGGCGCCCAUGCCGCCGCCACCAAUGUUGGUCGCAAGAUCACUGACAGCACCAGCGCCUCUCGGCGCACAGGCUCUUCCCCGGUCGUGCUCCAGUUUAAGCUUGCGAAGGGAGGCGGCUGUCCUGGCGGCGGUGGUGCUUACAAAGAGCCGGCUGAUGUGGGACAGCAGCAGGCAGCAAGCAUCUCGGAGUUGAGCCAAGAGAAGGGCUCUGGUGGCGCCGCCGCAAUCCCGUCCGCGGCAUUGCUGAAGGCAGCUCUGGCCGUGGCGGGCAUCAAGUAAGCGCAUCCCCGCAUCAGCGGAGGCCGCGCCGGAGGCCCUGGGCGCCAACCGGGCGCCACCUCCCGGCAGUGCAACUGCGGCUCUCAGCGGUGCUGUGGUUGCUGGUGGAGGCGAAUCACCCGAUAGCAGUGGGGCGGGGCCAAAGCAUGGAACGCGGGCACGCGUGUCCUGAAGUUUGACGUAGCUAACGCCGAAUGUCCUGUGGAGCUUGAGUAGCUUUAAGCAUGUGGGCCUGAGCUCCCAGUAAGGCCUGUCGCAGUCGAUACGACCAAUUCAUUUAGUAACUUGCAUAGUAUACUUGCCGGCCCGGGCUUGUUCCUGGUAGGUGCCAGGGCUCGAGACUGGUGCCGUGGUAUCUGUGGACACGCCGUGCAUGCGGCGGCGUGUGUUUAGGGCGGGGAUGACAUGCUCGAGGCCAAUGCAUCGGCCCCAAAGCAAAUUCAGGCGGGGUAGUAGCUUCAGAAGCGAGAAGUGACAAGACAUGAUCAGGUAUGGGUGUGAUCCCCAAGGCCUCUCAAUAACUGCAUGUUCUGGGGCUGUGGUCGAAGGAAAGGCUGGGAGGAGUAGUAGUUAUCCGUAAUCCAAUUGAACCGGGUUUGGCACUUGGCAGAUGCUGGGGCAGGUAGGAGCAGAGGGAGAGAAGCUCCGCUGGCAGUUCAGUCGGACACGUCAGCCAGUUUUGUGCACCCAUUCUUUUCCUGUUGUUUGAGGGGUCUGCAAGAUGCGCUGCAAGACAACGAAUAGGCCCCUUCAUAUUGGCAGUGCGUGUGCCUCGUAUUAAACUAAAAGAAAGUUCGUUGUGGCAGGUAUGUGCGAGUACGUUAGACGGGACCAUUCUAUACGGCGGGACCCCCUACCCUGCCUUUUUGUCGUACUAUGUACGUGUUUUGAUGGAAGCCUGACACCUACUGUAGAACAAUGCAAGGCGCAUGGCCAAUGAGGUGGCUCUAGUUGUUCAAGUGGACCUGACACGACGCACGAUACCGUAGCGUAUGCGAGCUGCAUUACCUGAACGUGUUUCCCCCCUCACGAGGUGCGUGAGGAUGCUUGGGCUUCCAACAAGCCUGCUACUUAAAUGCAGGGCGCUGGGGCCAGCAGGCAGACACCAUCGUCCAGCAGUUCUGACGUCUGGCGGUGUUGCGAUGCAGGGUUUCUGUCAGAGUUGUCUUCGGCUGCAAAUCCGUAACUUCAUUGAUUAGGGUUGCCACUGGCUGCACACGGGCCACGACAGGCCACGAGAGGCCACGGGAGUGCUGAAUGACUCUUGCACCACAGGCUCCUGUCAGUCCUGUGAGCAGGAACAUACAAUGAACGAACAAUCUCAGUCGACGGGGCGCUUGGGAACUUGGGUAGUCGCGCUCGUGGGCUGUAACUAAUGGGUGUG